GAGCUGUUUGUCUUCUAGAAGCGUGAAGCUGCAGGUCGGCAGUGACGGGGACGAACAAUCUGCAGCAGGAAGAAAUCUUCAUUACCAGUUGUCUCCAUCAUGAAGAACUUGGUUGCGUUUUUAGUUCUUUGUGUUGUGAUUGCCCAGGCUGAUGCCACGAGACGAUCUUGUGCUCCACGGUGGAGUUGGAAGUGUCCUCCUGGCUGGUCCGCAUAUAAGGAUCGCUGUUUCCGCUACAUUCCCACACGCCUGACCUGGGCACAAGCGGAGUUGAACUGCAGAUCCAUGAAGGGGACCCUGGCAUCAGUUCACAACAUCUAUGAGUACCACAAGAUUCAGCGGAUCAUAACGGCAGCUUGUCAUGGAUAUCCAACAACAUGGAUCGGAGGCUCUGAUGCACAACAGGAGAAGCUUUGGCUGUGGUCUGAUGGGAGUUCUUUCCACUACUCCAACUGGUGUCGUGGAGAACCCAAUAAUAGUGGCCAACAGCACUGUUUGCAAAUUAAUCAUUCAGCGAGUAAGUGCUGGGAUGAUGCUCAAUGCUGGUAUAAACGUCCGUCUGUGUGCGCAAGAAAAAGGAAAUCCUGCCUGUUCUGAUCCGGAAACCCGACAGCCGUCUAUGACCACAAACACUGUUGGAGUUUGUGAAUCCCUGGAUAAGCAGCCAAACCCCCACUCAUCCUUAUUCUUAACUAUGCUUUUUUCUUAUCUAUUACUGCAAUGUUACUUAAAGAAUGAGGCGAGAAUCGACACAAACUGGAGAUGGAUUGUCCCGUUGCUCUUGUGACUUUAAAAUGGGCAUAAUGAAUGUGUUUUGGAGCUUUUAGCACAACUUUUAUCUGCAGCAUGAAUUGUUCCUCUUUUCUUUUGUGAAAUUAAAACGCUCAAGCAUCGAAA
Cololabis saira (Pacific saury) is the source of this 897-nucleotide messenger RNA. Its product is annotated as ladderlectin-like. Gene Ontology annotation, molecular function: signaling receptor activity. Bases 100 to 597 code for a protein of 165 amino acids. Lineage: Eukaryota; Metazoa; Chordata; Actinopteri; Beloniformes; Belonidae. The record is from RefSeq and is a predicted model, not a curated record. The transcript is spliced from 6 exons.